AGUUCAUUUGGAGUCAGGAGGAGCCUCAGAACAUGGGCCCCUGGUCGUUUGUGGCCCCCAGGUUUGAGAAGCAGCUGGCCUGUAAGCUCCGGUUAGUGAGUCGUCCGGCUCUGCCCGCCCCGGCUGUCGGUAUCGGGACCCUUCAUCAUCAGCAGCAGGAGGUCAUCCUCACCGCUACGUUUUCCUGAGACUCGGCAGAACAAACGGAGCGGUGCUACACUACAAAAUGUACCUGCUGCACAGCAGAUGGCACUUCUUGAAACAAACGGUACGAAGAUACACUCAAGGAACAUGUUAGAGGAUGGUUUUAGACAUUUUAUUUGUACACGUGUCAGGAGACAUGUCUUGGUUUUAGUCUGUGGAUUUUUAAAAGCAUUUCUGCUUAUUUCUUAAUUUUUCGUCGAUCCACAUGCCUGUAUUCUGUGUUUAACGUGAGGAGGCCUCAGAUGUGACGCUUGCAGGGUCAGUGGAAGGACGACGCAGCUGAAAGUUGUUUUUGUGCGACUCGGGGUUAUGUAAUCAGAUUUGUGAAACCUGUACGGGCUUCAAGUUUCAGGAAUCCAAACCAUUUCAUCUGUGUUCAUUUUAGUAGUGUCAAGAAACAAAAUGUCAGUUUAAAUGACUGAAAAUCUGAGUGUUUAUAAAUUUAUAAAAUUUAUCAAAUAAAAUCAGAUCUAAAAGAAAAAGAUGAAACCCAUUUCUGAUCGAACAAAAAAAAAAAGUUUAUUAUAAACUGCAACAAUUUUAGCUUUGAUCAAAAAAUUUUCUAUUUAACCAGAGUUUAAAAAC
Molecule: messenger RNA, 789 nt
Organism: Nematolebias whitei (Rio pearlfish)
Lineage: Eukaryota; Metazoa; Chordata; Actinopteri; Cyprinodontiformes; Rivulidae
Product: probable 2-oxoglutarate dehydrogenase E1 component DHKTD1, mitochondrial
Biological process (GO): tricarboxylic acid cycle
Molecular function (GO): oxoglutarate dehydrogenase (succinyl-transferring) activity; thiamine pyrophosphate binding
Source: RefSeq, a predicted model, not a curated record